AGCGGUGGGGAACAUGCGGUCCAUUGAGGAGCUGCCGGGAGCCGGGAGCGGAGGCACCGCCGCGCACCGCCGCCGCGACACCCCGAGGCUCCAGCCCGUCCCUCCCCCGCGCGGGAGAGCCCGACCCAGCGCUUCUCCCGCCGCCUGCUCCUCGUCGUCCGCCGAUGGGAUCCUUGGGGCCGGAGCCGCGCUGAAGACUAAAAACCCAGCAAAAAAAAAAAGAAAAAAAAAAGCAAGCUCCCCCACCCCCAGACCAAACCAAACCAAACCAGCCCAAAACCAAACCACGGCAAAGCCCGCGCCCCGCCAAGCGCACCAUGCCCGGCAGCCUGGCCCCUGCGCGGCCCGGCCUGGGACUUGUGACUAGUGGAGUAGCCGCGUAGACGGGGGCAGGGCCCGUCCUGCAGCUCGACACCGUGGCACGACGGACUGCGGCCACCGCCGGGGGAGCGCGCAGCGGCCUGAUCCGGAGCAUGAGCCUCUCUCUGUCCGUCUAGCACGGAGCUGCCCCGCCCCGGCGGCGGCCAGCCUAGAGCAAUGCUGCUAGGUUAGCAUCCAAAGCUCCUUUUGAGUCUUCUGCUCUUUUUUUUGUCCUUUUCUUCUUCUUUUCAUUCUUCUCGUCGUCGAUUUUUUUUUUUUUUUUUGGUCCUCCUAUUUCUCUUUGGGAAAAGCAGAUGCACUUUGACUCCUGACUGCUCUACCUCAGACCUGAGAAAACUCAUCACAUUUGCUUUUCGCUGGGUUUUCACCAUUGUCGCUUUUCGUUUCGCUUUUUUCCCCUUUUUCCCUCCCCCCUUGUCUUCGCAAUGCGCGCAGCCCUCUGCCCCCUGUCCCUGCUCCUGGAUCCGUGCUAGCGGCCGGGAUCCGGGCUGCAAGGCUGGGCAAACCGCUGGUUUUGUCCCCCCCGGUGUGUGGCCCGCUUAGGACAUCUGAACGAAGAUUAUUCUUCCUCCCUAUUUUAUUAUUAUUAUUGUUGUUGUUGUUGUUGUUAUUUAUUAUUAUUAUUAUUAUUAUUAUUACUAUUCUUUUCCUCAUCCAAGGCUUUUCUUAGAGCAAACCCCGCACGCAACCAACCUGCUUUUCUUUUUCAAGCAGGAUCCAUCCUGCUCCUCCCGUUAUUAUUCUUGCUGCCCCUUCUUCUCUUUCUCUCUCUAUUUUAUUCCCCCUGCUUGGCACCUGGGCGCCUGCCCCCGCCCCACUCUCAGAAUAACCAAAGACAAUGGUGCACUGUGCCGGCUGCAAGAGGCCGAUCUUGGACCGGUUUUUGUUGAAUGUACUGGACAGGGCUUGGCAUGUGAAGUGUGUGCAGUGCUGUGAAUGUAAAUGCAAUUUGACAGAGAAAUGCUUUUCCCGGGAAGGCAAGCUUUACUGCAAGAACGACUUCUUUCGGUGUUUCGGGACCAAGUGCGCGGGCUGCGCGCAGGGCAUCUCCCCCAGCGACCUGGUCCGGAGGGCGCGGAGCAAAGUGUUCCACUUGAACUGUUUCACGUGCAUGAUGUGUAACAAGCAGCUCUCCACCGGCGAGGAGCUCUACAUCAUCGACGAGAACAAGUUCGUCUGCAAAGAAGAUUACCUGAGCAACAGCAAUACCGCCAAAGAGAACAGCCUGCAUUCAGCCACCACCGGCAGUGACCCCAGCCUGUCCCCGGACUCGCAAGACCCUUCCCAGGACGACGCCAAGGACUCGGAGAGCGCCAACGUGUCGGACAAGGAGACGGGCAGCAACGAGAACGACGACCAGAACCUGGGCGCCAAGCGGCGGGGGCCGCGCACCACCAUCAAAGCCAAGCAGCUGGAGACGCUGAAAGCCGCCUUCGCCGCCACCCCCAAGCCCACGAGGCACAUCAGGGAGCAGCUGGCCCAGGAGACCGGCCUCAACAUGCGGGUCAUCCAGGUAGCGCAGGGGGGAGCGGGGCUGGGGCCGCCCCGACGUGCGGCUCGGUGCGGGGCCGGGAGCCCGGGGACCGGGCCGCUGUUUGCACCGCCGGCCGGCCUUUUUAAAGGGGAAGAUCCCGCGGCAGCCCCGCGCAGGAUGCGGCCGCUCGUGGACCGGCUCGAGCCCGGGGAGCUCAUCCCCAACGGGCCCUUCUCUUUCUACGGAGAUUAUCAGAGCGAGUAUUAUGGCCCAGGAAGCAAUUAUGAUUUCUUCCCACAAGGACCUCCUUCUUCUCAAGCGCAGACACCAGUUGAUCUCCCUUUUGUGCCCUCUUCCGGGCCAUCAGGAACUCCUCUGGGUGGAAUGGAUCACCCACUCCCUGGACAUCACCCCUCCAGUGAGGCUCAGCGCUUCACUGACAUAAUGUCGCACCCGCCAGGAGACUCACCCAGCCCCGAGCCCAACCUGCCAGGUUCUUUGCACUCCAUGUCUGCAGAAGUUUUUGGUCCAAGUCCUCCAUUUUCUUCAAUAUCUGUCAACGGUGGUGCUAACUAUGGCAAUCACUUGUCACAUCCACCAGAAAUGAAUGAAGCGGCUGUGUGGUAGCUUUAAAACAAACUGGGUCUAAGUAAGUGAUGAUCAUCUAGUCUGCUUAUGUUAUGGUGUACAGAAAUGAAUAAAUAUAACAUCUCUCCUGCCCUAAGACAGUUUUACCUUGGGAACGAACUGAAUCUGAAAUACUCCAAGGCGAGCUUUGCUAUAGACCAGGACAAUCUUCAUAAUAUGGUUGUAACAAACAAAAAAGGGACUUUUUUGUACCAUUGACAAAGAAACUGGUGAAGCUGUACAGUAAAGUGCUGCCAUACCAUAGGAUGGCGUAAGUUGAGUACCCUGUUGGAUGUCACCCUAAGAGCCACAAUCCUUAGAAACUUUUCAUUAAAACAAAAAAAAAAAAUUGAACAAAAGAAAGGUCAAAGAAAGGGGGGAAAAAGCUUCAAGAACUCUAGCGUUCCUGCUUAAGGAUGGUUCUGGCAUUAUGAAUUUGUUUGUUAAUUUUUGUCUCUCAGAAAGUUCAACUACAACAAACUCUUUUUAGCUUCAGAAAUGUCAGCCUGCUGAAUAUCAGGUGGGACAAUUUUUUUCCCCUUUUUUUCCUCUCCAAAAUAACAAAUACUAAAUGUAAGCCCUCAGCAUCAACUCUUCUACCUUCACAAAGCUACACAUACAAAAAAUCCUCAUAAUAACAAAGGUCACCAACCAGACCUCUAACUAAAAUGACUUGAAACAAACAGAAAAAAAAAGUAUUCUACCUUCACAAAAAAAAAAGCUAAACAAAAAGACUCUAUUGAACUAAAAACAGUCAACUGUUUACGUAUAAUGUUAAAUUCAGGAGCUCAAUGUUUUACUAAUAAAUCCUGUUUUAGAACCUCUUGUUCAAAAGCAAAAUAUUUUGAGCAACCAACCAAAAUAGUUCAUUUUCUUUUCUGUAGAUGUUAUAUGACAGAUUGCAGGGCUUGUGGUUCACUGUGCUAGUUUGUAAAAGGUGUUGUUUACAGAAGGCAAAGACAAAAACCCAUGAAACCUAGACAGUUGCCAAAUAAAGUAAUUAUAUAGCACAAAUACUGUAAGGUGCUUUGCACCAGCAACCUGAGAAAGUGUUUUAAAAAAGUGUUACAAGGUUAAAAACAAACAAACAAACAAACAAACAAACAUCUUUUGCUAAUUUUUAGUCCUGUUGAACAUUCAUGGAAUUGUUAAUAUGACUUAUAUAGACCCACACAGGUUUUAUUUUUGUGUCUUUAAAAGAAAAGUCCAAAAUAUUUAAAUUUUAUGGUCAAAUAUGCAGUCAACAGCUGCUACUUUUUUCUUUAUAUAUUAAAUUUCUCAUAUGUCUUUUAUUGUUCUAAUAAACCUAAGCUUGUGUGACCUCCAGUGCAUAUUAGACCAUUCACUGUAUGAAAGAAAACAUGUUGGAUAAAAUUUGUGAGUUUUUAAUAAAAUUAGAAAAUCUGA
Gavialis gangeticus (Gharial) is the source of this 3889-nucleotide messenger RNA. RefSeq names its product LIM homeobox 1 (gene LHX1). Gene Ontology annotation, cellular component: nucleus. Gene Ontology annotation, molecular function: RNA polymerase II transcription regulatory region sequence-specific DNA binding; DNA-binding transcription factor activity, RNA polymerase II-specific. Gene Ontology annotation, biological process: regulation of transcription by RNA polymerase II; neuron differentiation. Lineage: Eukaryota; Metazoa; Chordata; Crocodylia; Gavialidae. The transcript has 5 exons. The record is from RefSeq and is a predicted model, not a curated record. The coding region runs from base 1220 to 2482 and encodes 420 amino acids.